UGCCAUUUAAGUCGGAUCAGUAAUCACAGUAGUGUAUGUGUUAAUGCUGUGCACCGUCUGUGAAUCUUUUCAUUAGCAAACAGUUUUUCAUUAGCAAAUAGUUUUACACAACAUAUUCGUUAAAUUAACAUUGUAAAUAUAUGAUAUAUCGACAAACGGAAAACUGCGUUUAAACAUAAAGAGUGCAAAGUGUAGAAUACAUAAUAUGGGUACAUUGAAACUAACUGUAAAAGAGUUUCUGAAAUAUGACACAUAACGAUAAAAGAAUGUAUGACAAUUGAUAUUUCAAACGAGCUAAAGAAUUGCAAGUCAUUUCACAGAUAUUAUUGAAAUUUGUUCCGGAGAAAGCUUCAGUGCAUAAAGUCGAGAAAAUGGAGUAUAUUAUUUAUUAUUAUUCUGUUUCAUCUUCAUGUUGCCGAUAUUAUUUUGCAUUUGAUACAAAUAGUUUAAACGUAUCAAUUUAAAAUGCCAAAUUUCUAUAUUUACUUUUCUGCUUCAACUUGUAUGUAGUGCAAAUUUCAACGAAUGCUUAACCAAUUCAUUUUGCUUUAUGAACCCCUUAAGAGAACGAAAUUGUAUAACACGUACAUAAAUUUAUUAGCUUUUUAGAUAAUACCCAUUAUCGUUUAAACUGACAUUAUUGCCUUACUGUUGCAACUUUCGCGGGAGGCGCCGGACUCAAGCAGAAAUCUCUCCCAGUAUGAAAGUUUUGAAAGCAGUCGGAUACACAAUAAAGUAAUCUCGAGCGUCGAUAGCCCACAUUUUCUAUGCGAAGCGUAAUUGCCACGACUAGGAAGGAAGCUAUUAAAUCAAUAUAAUUACCAUACUUAUAACGAUAUCUGCCAAACACACUUUCUCGAGACGAAACAUGGGGGCGACCCGCAGCUUUUUUCAUUUCGUCCAAGAGCCUACGCGGUGUCACCUCAUUUUCGUUCCGAUCACGACGCGGUCACGAUGGACUCCCUCAUCGUCGUUUUAAUAGCCGUCGCCGUAUGUUGCAGUGAGAUGUGCUGUGACACACUUCCGGCUACGACCGUUGUUAAUCCUAAAAAUGCAGGCUUUUUAAUGGAGGCAAACGCUAGUUAUAUGAUCGACAAAGGACUCCCUUUGAGAAAUCUAGAUCUGCGUAAGCCGGCAAAAGUAGAGGAACCAAGGAACCUGGACAAUACAAGAAGCGAGGCAAAUAAAAGAAAGGCGCGACUAUUAGGGGGUCUGGCCUUUUUAGCUGGUCUGAGUGUUGGUGGGUUGGCCACUGCGGCAUCGUCAAGUGUAAAAACCAUUGCUAAGAUGCCACAAGCGACCUUCGCCUUGAAUUUGGGUCACUCGAAAACCUCGCCUUACUUCGCCGCUUACUACAGUCCUUACUCCCUCAUACCUUAUCCGUUCUUUUAUCACACUCCCUUCGGACUCCUGCCGACUGCCGAUCCGGCAAAGCCAUUGCAGGUGUCGUCGCAUAAUGAUAUGACGCAGCAAGUGAUCAGUUUGUUCGACAACAGGCAGCCGGGCGAUUUUGCGGAAAACAAUGAAGAGUACGCGGACCAGGAGAAGAAUCCCGACAGUGACAAGAACGCGGCCAUUAGUGAAGACAGGGCUGAUCAUCGGCCGGAAUUACAAACUGAUCGGAACGCGGAAGAGAAGGCGGUGAUGCGUGGCUGCAAGGAAGCUCAGAGGAAGCACAGUGAUCUCUUCAAAGGAUCGCCCAGACAGCAUGAAAAUCUUCAGGUGGGUGCCACCGACCCGCCAGCAGCCAUGGGAGCAACGAACAUGACUGCUGACACGAAUCAGACCGUAAUAAGAGAUAAAACUACAACGAGAAAGCCAUAUAUAGACUUCAAACCAACGUUCAGCAAUCAUACUACCGAACAUCCGAGCUUUCCAGGAUAUUAUGAGGGAUAUCCGCAGGAUAUAAGCCACGUGGACCUCACGACAGGUUCAGACGCAUACCACUAUCAGGAUCACGGCCAGAUAAAUUACAAUUUGCCGUAUGAGCAGCCUAGUAGCUUUUACCACGAUGACACAUACUCGAAUCAUCAUGCGAAUCAUCCGUAUUUCCCUGGUUCCUUCUCGUCAGAGCCAAUAAAUGGAUACGUAGGCACGGACUUUGGCCGCGUAUACCCCUCGCAAUAUCAGACGCCAUAUAUCAAUAGCUUUAAACCAGUAAAGUAGAUCUUACACGGAAGUUUUAUCAAAUUUAUAUAGCACACAUUAAUUUUCAUAAAUGGUGCCUGGUGAGCUCCAAUUAAAAAUUGAAAUGAUCAUUGUUAUUUAUGUAUAUAUUUGAGGAGGUUGUCAGGCAAGAUAAGUUUGUUAAGAAUUUAUUGAGACUUGCGCUAUGUACAAAUUGAAAUGUUAUCUAAUUGCUCGUGCAAUUGAACAAAUAUUUGUUAUUCGAGUGUUGAGAUAUCUGAAACUAAAAUUGACAUUUUUUACAUGUGUUCCUUAGA
Messenger RNA from Odontomachus brunneus, 2444 nucleotides. RefSeq lists its product as uncharacterized. NCBI's taxonomy places the organism in Eukaryota, Metazoa, Arthropoda, Insecta, Hymenoptera, Formicidae. The record is from RefSeq and is a predicted model, not a curated record. The transcript has 3 exons. Bases 955 to 2166 code for a protein of 403 amino acids.